AUGCUCACAUUUGAUGCCGUCCGGCACUUUGGAGAGGUGUUCUCUUCACGGAUGAAUCCCGGUUUUUACUUUACAAGGCAGGUGGCAGACAGCGUGCAUGGCAUUGUGUGGCGUGUUCCAGUUCCUGCUAAUAUCCAGCAACUUCAAACAGCCAUUGAAGAGGAGUGGACCAAUAUUCCACAGGCCACAGUCAAGAACCUGAUCAACAGAUGUUGUGGGAUCAUUGGAAUAUUGCUGGUGUUCUCCAUUCUUCAGUUCAUCCUUUCCAUCACCAUGACACCAUCUCAGGUUUUGCAUCAAAGCCACCUCAAUUGGGGAGGGGUCUGGAAUGCAUUUGUUUUACGCUGUUCACUACAAAUCUCUACUGUCAUUACAACUCGUAAAUCUGUUGUAUCACUUCGCCGCGGGGGAAAUGUUAAUAACCUCCACACUCUCCCUCCUUUCACUAUUGCCUCACUCACUUUUCCCAUUGGCUUAUGGAACUGUCAAUCUGCUGUCAACAAAGCAGAUUUCAUUACUGCCAUUGCUUCACAUUAUGGCCUUUCUGUUUUAGCACUUACUGAGACAUGGAUUAAACCAGAGGACAUUGCCACUGCGGCUGCCCUCUCCAACAACUACACUUUCUCCCACAGUCGUCGCACAACAGGAAGGGGUGGAGGAACCGGUCUGCUCAUUCCAAAGGACUGGAAAUUUCAACAGCAAACCCCCUCAUGUGACAGCAGCUCUUUCGAGUCGCACGUUGUUACUAUCAUCCACCCUACUAAAAUCCAUUUUAUGUAGGAGUUGGAUGUAUUUCUGUCUUCAUUCCCAGAGGAUGGUACUCCUUUAGUAGUACUUGGUGACUUCAACAUCCACCUGGAAAAACCACAGGCAGCUGACUUCCACACCCUGACUGUGUCGUUUGACCUCAAGCGAGUCCCUACUUCACCAACACACAGGUCUGGUAAUCUUUUAUAUCUUAUCUAUACACACUGCCGUUCCACUUACCACACCCAGGUCACCCCAUUACACACAUCUGAUCACUUCCGCAUUACUCUUGAGCUUGACCUAACUCACCCAGUCACUCCACACGAUCCCCCAUUGGUCACGUUGCGGUUCAACCUGCGCACACUCUCUCCCUAUCUCUUAUUCUCUGUGAUCGGUUCCACACUCCCCACUCCCAGCCAACUCUCUCUGUUAGAUACUGACAACACCACCGAAACACUUUGUUCCACUCUUACAUCCUGCUUAGACACAUUAUGCCCUCUGACAUCUGGACCGGCCCGGGCCACACCAAAUGCCCCUUGGCUAUCUGAGGGUCUCCGUGAGGAGUGGCGCAAAUCGAAAGAUCCUUCUGACCUUUGUCUCUAUCUGUCUCUUAUUGCCUCCUUCUCCACGGAUGUCUCCUCUGCUAAGACCCUAUACUACCAUACAAAGGUUAACAACUCACCUGACUCUCACACUCUCUUCAAGACCUUCUCUACCCGUCUUUGUCCCCCUGCCCCCCCGCCUUCAUCUGACUUAACGGCUGAUGAUUUUGUUUCCUUCUUUAUGAAGGAAACUAAAACUAUUAGCAGUCAGUUCUCCGAGCCGCCGCUUCUUGCGCAUGCUCGAACCUCUGAGACAUGCUCCCUCCCCUCCUUCUCUCUCCUAUCUGAAGCGGAUGUUUCCAAGGUCUUGGCUUCUAACCAUCAGACUACCUGCCCGCUAGAUCCCAUACCCACCCAUCUCCUUCAGGCCAUCUCUCCGUCAGUUAUCCCUGCUCUCACUCACAUUAUCAAUUCAUCCCUUUCCACUUGCACCUUCCUAGCAUUUAAAGAGGCUCGGAUAACCCCGCUGCAAAAACCCACACUAAAUCCUGCUAUGCUAGAAAACUACAGACCAGUUUCUCUUCUUCCCUUCAUUGCCAAAACUCUUAAACGCCUGGUGUUCAACCAGCUCUCCUCUUCCAGCUCUCCUCUUCUCUCUGCACAAAAUCACCUCCUGGAUAGCAAUCAGUCUGGUUUCAACUCCACUGAGACUGUGCUGCUCUCAGUCAUUGAAGCCCUAAGGCAGGCAAGGGCAGCCUCCAAAUCAUCUGUGCUGAUCUUACUGGAUCUAUCUGCCCUUUUUGACACGGUCAAUCACCGCAUCCUCCUGUCGACCCUCAUGUCUAUAGGUGUCUCUUCCAGGAUGACCAAAAACCUGGGAGUGGUCAUUGACGAUCGGCUUAGCUUCACAAAGCAUGUUGCCAACACCGCUCGCUUUUGUAGAUUCAUCCUCUACAAUAUUAGGAAAAUUAGACCUUUCCUAAAUGAGCAUGCUACGCAGGUCCUAGUCCAAGCUCUUGACCUGUCCAGGCUGGACUACUGCAAUGCGCUACUGGCAGGGUUUCCACUGCAUGACAAACCCCUACAGAUGAUUGAUAACGCAGCGACAAGAGUGGUCUUCAAUGACCCAAAGAGGGCGCACGUCACUCCUCUCUUUGUCAAGUUACACUGGCUUCCUAUAGCAGCUCGCAUCAAAUUUAAUGCUCUGCUCCUGGCCUUUUAAACAACCACUGGGUCAGCACCCCCUUACCUUCACUUAUUUAUAGAGCCUUAUGUACCCUCUCGAUCCCUGCGCUCUGUCACAGAGUGACGGCUUUUGAUGCCAUCUCAAAAAGGGAAAAAACACUAGCGCGUAUCCUUCUCAGGAUCUGUUCCACAACUGUGAAAUGAUCUGCCGGUCGUGACACGAUCUGCUGACACUGUAGCUGUCUUUAAGACCUGGCUAAAAACUGCCAUUACCUCACUUCCUAAUAACGGACUUACUAUCUUUCUCUAUUUCCCUUUCUAUUUAUCUCUACACUUCUUAAAAAAAUUACUUACAAACCCUUGA
Molecule: messenger RNA, 2838 nt
Organism: Paramisgurnus dabryanus
Lineage: Eukaryota; Metazoa; Chordata; Actinopteri; Cypriniformes; Cobitidae
Source: RefSeq, a predicted model, not a curated record